AUGCUUGAAAUGGUUAAUACAUACAGGGUUGGUGCUAGUCAAGGUGAAACCCUGGAACUCUAUGAAGCCUUAAGAAAUUAUGCUAAAAUUUAUCGUCCUUCUGGACCACAUUCUCGAGCACUUACAAAAUAUGAGCUAGCCUUAAAUGAAGCUGCUGCUCAAAUUUGCCGAUUUCAACCCGGUUUACUUUUUCAUAAACGAGAUCUGUAUCAUCUUGCUAAGGAAACAGUUGAACGUUCACAGACCCUCUUAAAUACAGAGAGAAGACAACAAAAUCAACAAUUACAACAGCAAGCACAACAAGCACAGCGACAACAAACCCAAGCAAAACAAAAUAUGAAUGCUCAACGUCAAGCAAAUCAAACAAAUAUGUCAAAACCAAAAGUCUCUCUCCCUACAUCUCAACCCCCACGUACUACACCUCAAACUGUAGCAGUUGGAGGUCGUGUAGCUAGUUCUCAAUUAGCUAUGUUGGAAUCUCGCGGUCUUUCUGGUAUUCAACAAUCAAGUACAGUAGUAUCAACAUCUAGUUCUAUAACUUCUAUUCAUGAGAAUUCUAAUUCAGAUAACUCACUUCUAACUUCGAAUCUUCAAAGCUCAGGAGUAAAUACGCUUCAGUCAAACAAACCACGGGUAAUGACUAAUGAUAGCACUGUUCAAUACUUAUCUAGCCUUCCUAUUGCUAAACGUGAUUCGGCAUAUAAACUUUUGCCUAACGAAGAGGAAGCCAUUCGGAUUGCUGCAGUUGAUGUUUUAUCAGAUAUGCCACAACUCCAAAUCAAACCAAAAGCUGAUUGUACAAAUAUCGAACGUGCUUGCUGGGAUCAAGCUCGACAGUUGUCAGCACAAAAUUUGGGACUCACAGAUUAUCACUCUGGUAAUUUGUCAGUUGAACAUAUUAAUCAAAUUCAAUCCCUUGUGUCCAAUGAACUCCGGUUGGAUAGCGUUCGUGAAGCAGCUGCAUUGUAUGGGCGCCUACCUGGAGGCAUCCAACCGCCAAACGUAGCAGGACUACCACGAUCUACACCCGUACCUGUACUAACUCCGUAUGAGGUUGCUUGUAAUGAAGCUGCUUCUUACUUGGCUUCGGGUUUACCAAGCCUCCUCACUCAUAGACGUGAACUUGCUGAAUUAGCAAAGAAGGUGGUGAGAAAUUCUGGAUGUUUAUUUACACAUACUCCAACAUCAGAUAAAUUACCAAUUGGUGGUGGUGGCUACCGAUUCUACUGCUCAGAUCAACUUCUUGAACUCGAUCUUUCAGCAGCAGAACAACUUUUAUCCAAUCCUCUUGAUGGUAGUGAUUCUCCAGAUUCUGGUUGUGAUGUAAGCCUCGAAGACAGUGAUACAGAUGCUCUUUCAUCUAAAUGUGAAUCUCUUAUUCUAACUUGUCAAGAGUGCAAUAAUAAAGUUAGAAUUCUGAAUUUAAGUGAUUGUGGUUUUACCGGCAUAGUCCCUGCCCAUCUUAACCAAUGUGUUAACCUAGUUGAACUUAAUCUCUCUGGAAACGCAUUGUAUGCCUUCCCAAGAUGUUUGCAUUUACCGAAGUUACGUCGAUUAAAUCUAAGUGGAAAUCCUAAUUUACUACGAUCCACGCAACGUGGUGUUCCUGUCGAACCCCCACUUGUUGAACAAUUCCCGAGAUUAGUUACAUUGGACCUGGAUCCUGAACUCGCUCUUCUACUUUCUCCACAAUCACUAGCCUACUUAUGUCCAUAUCUAAAAACAAUUAAUGGUAAAGAUUUUGUUGAUGAACCAACUGAAGAUACUAUUAAUACAGCUCAAACGGCAAAAAAUGAUUUAUCAGCUUUGAUCUAUUCAAAAUGGGAAGAUGAUAUAGCUGGAUUUUACAAAAAAGGCUUACCUAAACGAGAUACAAUAUGUGUCAUUGAAACUCUUGUUUUACAUGCUGUCAAUCGAAGUUUGGAAAUAUCUCAACCAUUUACCCAUUGCAAGAAUAUUUUGGCUCGGAGAAUCGCGGAAGAUUUUCUGGCUCCAAAAAUGUUGGAUGAUGAAUGUGAAGAUGAAACAUUGGAUAAAUUCACACAUACUUAUAUUAGUGAUGAUGAAGGUGCUGCCAGUGACAGUGAAUUAGAUACAGAAGAGGAAGAUGAUUCUUACUGUAAAGAAAAUAAUCAUAUUGAAAAAAAUUCUGAAAAUCAAAUAAAUGAACCUUUAGAAAAGUCACAUUUACAAAUGAACUCCUGUUCAGUUUCCACAGGUACGAUACGUAAAAAACCAAAGAAAGUAGUUUCAACAGAAGCCUUUCAAGCAUCUGUUGCUGAGCGUGAGGCUUUAGCUGCUGCAGCAAACUUAACUUUAUUACCGGAUGAACCUCCUAAUCGACUUAUUAAUGUGGUAGGUCAGGCUUUACGUCAUGGGAAAACAGUUGUGUAUGAAGUAAUGAGAACUGCUGCUAGACAGCCUGAUGGCGAAUUAAUACCUGUUGGUGGGUUAGGGACAACCACUAGUUCUACUAAUUUGACUACUCUUCAAACCAAUUCACAAAUUGAUGGAGCCUUAAAAAAUCAUCAGGAAGAUAUGUAUGAUGAAAGUGAUACAGAGAACACCUCUCUUCCUGAAUCUAUUCAUCCUCAACCUCCAGCACCAUCUGUUCCUACUCCCGUUAAAACUGCUCCUGUUAUAACAAAAUUACCAACUAAACAGCCAACAGGGACUCGAAGACCAGGUUUACUCAGUCGUGUUGCAAACACUAUUUCUGCUGAAAUAAAAGGCAAUCGUGGUUCAGUCACAUCCACAGGCUCACUUGAAAAUUCUACGAGUGAUAUUCCUACAAUAACACAGCGUCGUUUGAAAGCAUCCGAUUUUAUCAUCAAACCGUCUACAAGUUCUUCAGGUACUGCUUACAUAGUUGCAAAUGUAGCUACUCAAGCGAAACCAACCACUCCAAGCUCUGUAACCAAACGUGGUCGUCCUGCAAUUACUCAAAGUUUGGCUAAAAAAGCUGCUGUAGCCGAAUCGGAGGCUAAAGAAACCGAAAAGUUGUUGAAGAGUGUGACUAUCCCACCUCCUCAUGCUCCUCCUCCACCAACAAUGCGUAUGUCAACGCGAGAUUCUAACAGGCAUAAACGAUUUAGCGCAUACGGUGUCAUUGACACUGCAGCAGCUUUGGCUGGUAAGGAAGAAGCUCUACUAGCUGCUGUUUUAGCUCAAGAAGAUGAAGAUAACGAAAGUCCAGAAACUCUUUUGAAAGAUUCGUCGGUUGUUCUCUCUGAACAUGAUACUGCAGCUGCAGAAGCUGUCGCUGCUGUAGCGAAAGAAGAUGAAGUGAUGGAGCAAAAUAAUCAGCUAGAAUCUAAACAGGAUAUAUCUUUGAAUUCGACUGCAGUUGAGCAGACAGCAGAACCUCUCCCCAUUACAAAUGACACUGAAGAGGGUACAAAGAAAAAGCGUAAACGUGUCGCUGGACCUCAAACUCCUCGUGUACACACUGAACCGUCGGUGGUUGAUAAUGAGCCUGAAACCCCAACGACUACCCAAACGCUUACUCGUAAACGUGCUGCAAUAUCACCUAAACCUCAAGAACCUAAAAGAAAACCACCUUCUACUCAUUCUCCACUAUCAGUGUCUGUUAAUCUUACUCCAGUUGUUCUACCACCGGUAACAGAAAGUAAACGAAGUCUCAGUCAACUCGGAGAGAUUGUUGACUAUGAUCCCCUACAUUUUAUUCGGUGUCACGCACGAGACAACGACCCAUUAGAUUGCGAAACCAAAGUAUGGCGAUGUGCAUUCGAACCAAGUGUUAAUAAUCCAAGCAAUGAAACGUCAACUAUUGUAGCUACAUGCGGUGGAGAAUGUGUCUGCCUUAUUGAUUGUAAAUCAGGACGUGUAAUGAAACGUUUCAAACACUUUGGUGAAGAAUUUUACACGUUAGCAUGGACGACUGUUGAAAUGGCUGCGGGGCACAGAACAAAUCUAUUGGCUGCCGCUGGUAAACUACGUGAAAUUCGAUUAUUACAUCCUGAACAAUUAGUAUGCUAUGCUGAAAUGCGCGGUCACAAAGAUGAUGUUGCUUGUAUGAUAUUUCAUCCUGAAAAGCCUACUAUCUUAUUUUCUGGUGAUUCUAAGUCCUGCAUUUUAGUAUGGGAUAUUGGUAUACCAUCUGCACCGGAAUAUAAAACACGUCAUCAACUACUUAUGCGUUUAGUAUGCCCUAGAGCUAAUUUAAAUCCUGUUUUAAAUCUUGUAUUUUUAAAAAAAUACGAUGCCCUUGUUGCAGGAUGUGAAGAUGGAAUAUUCUCUUGGACAUUGAAAGAUUUUCGUAAAGAAAAAUUAAGUGAUGAAAAAGAAGCUGAAAUUGAAUUGAAAGUUCCUACUCGUCGUGAACCAUGUUUUGAUGGUUUGGCUCAAUUAUCAGAUGAUUUAAUUGUAACAAAAUGUGUUGAGGAAGGUGAAAUUUAUGUUAUUAACUUCGGACAGGUUGUUAAUCGUCGUAGACGUAGUGGUGCAUCUAAUAAAAAAUUAAUCAAUGUUGAAAUUCGUGGUCAAUUACGUUGGCAUACUACAGAAGAAAUUUAUAUUAAUGUUACUGCUAGACCUGGUUUACAUGCUGUAAUAUGUGGAGAUAAUGAAGGUACUAUAUGGUUAUAUGAUCUUCAAAAACAAGUUAUUGAUGAAUCAGAAAAUCGUAAAUUUAAAUCAAAACCUGUAAAGAUCCUUGAAUGGCCUGAAUGUAGUAUUGGUGGAGCAAAAGAUGAAGAUAAUCAAAUUAAAGAAAGUAUUACUUCCGGUUUUAAAAAUCCUGUAGUGAAUACAACUGAUAUUAGUCAUGAUGGACAAUAUUUAGUUGCUGUAACUGAUAAUAAUUUAGUGUGUAUUUGGAAGUUUUCUGGUUAA
Schistosoma mattheei is the source of this 4854-nucleotide messenger RNA. The record is from the annotation of a GenBank genome assembly. Lineage: Eukaryota; Metazoa; Platyhelminthes; Trematoda; Strigeidida; Schistosomatidae.